Molecule: messenger RNA, 1545 nt
Organism: Lolium rigidum
Lineage: Eukaryota; Viridiplantae; Streptophyta; Magnoliopsida; Poales; Poaceae
Product: receptor-like cytoplasmic kinase 176
Exons: 6
Coding region: 63-1331 (422 amino acids)
Biological process (GO): protein phosphorylation
Molecular function (GO): protein kinase activity; ATP binding
Source: RefSeq, a predicted model, not a curated record
UUGGUGCGGUAGGGUUGUUGCUGCUGCGGUUGCUGCUCGGUUGGUGAGGCGCGCCGCGGCGGAUGGGGAACUGCUGGGGCGCGCGGAUCAAGGAUGGGAGCACCCACCCCGGCACCUCAGGAAUGUUCUCAAGGAGUAGUGGCAAAGAUGGAAGUAGGCUUAGUGCCUGCAGCAGUCGAGCCUCUUCCGCUUCCAUGCCUCCAAGUGCGAAGACUGAAUGUGAGAUCUUGCAGUCAGCCAAUGUUAAGGUCUUCAGCUAUAAUGAUCUCAGGUUAGCCACAAGGAACUUCCGUCCUGACAGUGUGCUUGGCGAAGGAGGGUUUGGAUCUGUCUAUAAAGGAUGGAUUGAUGAGAAUACAUUGUCAGCUUGCAAAUCUGGCACCGGAAUACCCGUUGCUGUGAAAAGACUCAACCAGGAAGGUUUGCAAGGGCACCGAGAGUGGUUGGCGGAAGUUAAUUACCUUGGUCAAUUUUGCCAUCCCAACCUUGUGAAGCUAAUUGGGUAUUGCUUGGAAGAUGAGUACCGGCUGCUAGUGUAUGAGUGCAUGCCACGUGGGAGCUUGGAAAAUCAUCUUUUCCGGAGAGGCUCACACUUUCAACCACUUUCGUGGAACCUAAGAAUGAAGGUUGCACUUGGAGCUGCAAAAGGACUAGCCUACCUUCAUAGUGCAGAGGCUAAAGUUAUUUAUAGGGAUUUUAAGACAUCCAAUAUUCUUCUUGACACAGAUUAUACUGCAAAACUCUCUGAUUUUGGAUUGGCAAAGGAUGGUCCUGUUGGUGAGAAGAGUCAUGUGUCCACAAGGGUGAUGGGAACAUAUGGUUAUGCAGCUCCAGAAUAUCUGUCAACAGGCCAUCUUACUGCAAAGAGCGACAUCUACAGCUUCGGGGUAGUGCUUCUGGAGAUGCUGUCAGGCCGUCGAGCCAUCGACAAGAACCGUCCCCAGGGAGAGCACAACCUUGUUGAAUGGGCCAGGCCAUAUCUCACGCACAAGCGCAAGAUAUUCCGUGUCCUGGAUACCAGGCUGGAAGGCCAGUACUCCCUCAGUGGUGCGCAGACCAUCGCCGCCCUUGCUGUUGAGUGCCUCAAGUUCGAAUCAAAGAUGAGGCCGUCCAUGGACGCGGUGGUCUCAAUUCUGGAAGGGAUUCAGGACUCCGGCGAGGCAGCCAAGAAGCUGGCAGCAGACAGGCAUCAGGACCCCAAGGGCGCAGGCAGGAAGAUGACCAGCGCGAGCGUCGGCAGGAACAGCGACAAACCUCGCAGGAAAAGCUCGAAUGACCUUCAGAAGGCGGCCGGACGAGACCCAAAGACGUUGGUGCUUCACUCGUCGUAGCAAGGUGGUGUUUGAGCCUGUUAGCUAGCUAGGGUGGUAGUUUGUAAAAAUGUGGUGUGUAUAUUCCGGAAGGUCAUCAGGCUUUCGUCCAGCAGGCCUCUCUUCUCUCCCUCUCCCCUCCUUGUCAGGCAGGGGCUGCUCAACUCAAGUUAAGGGUGGAUCUAUAUGUCGUUAAACUCAUGGCAUUGGAGUCAAAGCUCACUGUUGUGCCUUC